UCGGCCCGGCCUCUGAGGGUGCCGUUGGGGGCGGCAGUGUGGUACGUGCCCGCCCCGCUGAGCAGCAGCCGGGAGCCGUCAGAAACCACGGGACAGGGUUUAAAAACUCCAAAACUUGGGUUAUCUUUUAGCUUGAGAGCAGAGGUUAAAGUUUCCUUCAGCCACAGCCUAAACCGGCAGCUCCUGAUCCUGGAAGGAAAGUGGGCACCGUAUAAGGUUUAUAGUGAAGCUGUAGGGCUUGUGUAGCUAUGGAGAAUUCCUCUGAAGCAGUAACAUAACGAGAUAGAAAUAACAUGGAUAAUAAAGGAGAGAGAGGAAAAAAAGUAGAAUAAAACUUCACAUACAGAAGAUUGACCCUAAAUCUCACCCUGUUUAAUGAUGCUUCAGAGGUAUGGGAUGGAUCUGCAGGCAGGAGCUCUUAAGACCCAGCGUGGGUUUGGUCACAGUGGAGCAUCACCUGUGUGAGAGGACUCCUAUAACCUCACUGCUGAUUGGAAUGACCAUCUUUGUAACACUGUCAAUGCUGUAUUACCUUAGCCAGUGGAAGAAUGGGUAAAAAAGUGAAGAAGGAAGUAGAGCCUCCACCCAAGGAUGUGUUUGAUCCUUUACUGAUUGAAAGCAAAGAAGUAGCAACAGUUGUACUAAUGCUUGAUUCUCCAGAAGAGGAAAUUUUGGCCAAAGCAUGUGAUGCUAUAUAUAAAUAUGCAUCAAAAGCUUUUGAAAGGCAUCCAAAAAAGAGAUUAAACAGAUUAAUGGUCCCUGAUAAUGUGAUGAUGAAAAGCCAACAUAUAUCCUUCCCCACCACUUGGCACGGUGGUGAUGAAAACAAAGUGACACUUCUUGGGCUUGGAGCAGUGCAACGUUUGUAUAAACUCAUCUCACAUGAAAAUCCCGUUGUACGCAGAAAUGCCAUAAUGAUAUUUGGCAUCAUGGCUUCUAAUCAAGAUGUCAAGAAGUUACUGAGGGAACUGAAUGUCACAAGUUCUCUUCUGUCACGCCUGGUACCAGAAGAAGAUGUGGUUAUUCAUGAAUUUGCUACUCUGUGUCUGGCGCAUAUGGCUGUUGAAUAUACUACUAAAGCACAAAUAUUUGAGCAAGGCGGAUUAGAACCACUUAUAAGUCUACUGGGUAGUCCUGACCCUGAUGUUACGAAGAAUUCGGUUGAAUGUAUUUAUCUCCUGGUACAGGAUUUUCAAAGCCGUGCUGCUGUUUGUGAACUGAAUGUAAUCCCACCCUUGUUGGAUCUACUGAAAUCUGAAUAUCCAGUUAUCCAGUUGCUAGCCCUUAAAACCUUGGAAGUAAUUAGCAAAGACAGAGAAACAAGGAUAAUAUUGGGAGAAAAUCAAGGAUUAGAUCAUCUUCUGACGAUACUGGAAACUGAAGAGUUCAGUGAUCUACAUGUGGAAGCUCUUGCUGUGUUGGGAAAUUGCCUUGAAGAUGCGGAUACUAUGCAAUUGAUUCAGCAGACAGGAGGCCUUAAAAAGCUACUUUCAUUUGUUGGAGUCUCUACUGUUCCUGAUAUUCAGAAGAAUGCAGCAAAGGCAAUUGCCAGAGCAGCUUGUGAUUCUGAAAAUAGAAAAAUCUUAAACGAGGAAAACGUUGAGAGUUGUCUCAUAAAUCUUUUGGAAAUUGAUGAUGAUGGAGUUAAAGUUGCUGCUUCCCAGGCUAUUUCUGCUAUGUGUGAGAAUGUAGCUAGCAAACGUGCAUUUGGACUCCAGGGGAUUCCCCAGCUAGUACAGUUGUUAAGCAGUGAUGAUGAAGAGGUAAAAGAAGCUGCAGUCAUGGCAUUAGCCAAUCUGACAACAGCCAGUCAGAGUAAUGCAAGUGCUGUUGCAGAAGCUGAAGGAAUCAAGCCUUUAGUAGAGACCUUAAAUGCUGAGAGACAUGGAGCCAUUGCGAAUGCUGCUACAGUGCUAACAAAUAUGGCCAUGCAAGAGCCUUUGCGCUUAAGUAUUCAGAGCCAUGGCGUGAUGAGUGUGCUCACAGAGCCACUGCGUUCUACCAGCAGCCAGGUGCAAAGCAGGGCAGCACUCACCGUGGCUGCCUUUGGUUGUGAUGCUGACGCGAGAAGUGAGUUAAGAAAUGCAGGUGGACUGGAGCCACUUGUUGAGCUGCUACACUCAAAGGACAGAGAAGUCAGAAGAAAUGCCUGUUGGGCUGUCAUGGUCUGUGCAAGUGAUGAACUAACCGCUGUUGAACUGUGCAGGCUAGGCCAUUGUGUUUUGUUUAACAGAGCAAUAGACAUCCUAGAAGAAAUUAAUCAGUCAACGGCACGCAGAAAUAACUUCAGUGAAGCUGCUCUGGAAAGGCUACUUGAUAACAAUCUCUCCCAAAAGUACAGCCAAAUGGGUUAUUUAUCAUCAAGUAAUGUCAUUACUGAUGGAUUCUAUGAUUAUGGUAAGAUAAAACCUGGCGUAAAACUUCCAUCUUUGGAGGAACUGAGUAUGCAAGAGCUUACUGACCGUCGGGCCAUAAUCUUCGUUAGCACUAAGACACAAGAAGAUGUCCUUGCAAUAGAGGAAAAGCCACGGCGUGUAUCUUACGAACUGGCUACCUUGUCACCUUUAACUUCAAGGAGAAGCAGUAGAGAAAUAUCAAGUGUAAGAAAAUGGAAAGGGAAGAAAGAAGAGGAAAAACUGAAAGAAGUUGCUGAGAUUUUAUCUGAAGUCCAGGAUGAAAUAAAUCUAGAAGAUGCACAAUGGCAACCACCACCUGACUACAUGUUAAUGAAUUAUAUUAAUGAUGCUUCCAAAACAAUUCUACCACUCACCACUACUCGGGAGCAGGUUGUGGCUCUUGCACAGUUUGUUGCAGACAAGAUGGGUGGUGCAAUUGAAAGAGACGAACUACACAAUUUCAGCUGGGAGCUUCACAUAAGUGAAAUAGAAUUUGAACUAAAAUCCAACGUUGUGCCUAUUGGGAAAGUGAAAAAAGGGACAUUUUGCCACAGGGCUUUACUUUUCAAGGUGAUAGCAGACAGACUUGGAAUUGGCUGUAGUUUAGUUCGUGGCGAGUAUAACAGAGCUUGGAAUGAAGUUAAAUUGGUCGAUGAUUCUCCUCAAGGAGUAACUGGGCUGCUGCUUCCUCCUCAAGAGUAUAUUGUAGAUCUGAUGUUUGUGCCAGGCUUUCUGAUGAAACAAGGAAGUGCAGAGGCUGAUCAGUACAAAUAUAUUUAAUCACACCCAAAUUUCUCCAAAAUAAGCAUUUUAAGAUGAUUACAUGCUAUUAUUCAUGAAACAAAUAGGGGUUGCGGUCCAGCUAUCCAAAGAAAAAGCAUCUAUUUCUACAGUCAUUUGCUGAAAGGCAUUCUUCAUUUUCUGAGACUUCGCUUUAGAUAUCUGCAUUUGGUAUGUUGUUCUGAACAUCGAAUUAAACAUAGCCAACCUCAGUUCUUAGAAACUAGGAAGGGAGUGGAAGCUGCUAAUGUUGGCACUAUUUUAAGAGUAAGAUUAAAAUUUAUUAGUUGAAGAAUACUUGGUAUGUUGUGCUUAUUAAAUAGAUUUUUCCAAAUAGAUUUCUAAACUACC
Molecule: messenger RNA, 3527 nt
Organism: Coturnix japonica (Japanese quail)
Lineage: Eukaryota; Metazoa; Chordata; Aves; Galliformes; Phasianidae
Source: RefSeq, a predicted model, not a curated record